UUCAGUCGUGUGUGUAAUGUUAUCGAAUGCUCCCGUGGUAAAACAACGAAUAGCAAAGCCCUAUGUGUCAGUUGCUGGCACCUGUUGGCGUCUGGUAUGCUUGAAGCAACUCCCGCUCUAGCACUCUACUUGCACCAUCCCCAUCGUGUCUCAAACCUCGUGGACCAAUCUAUCGUUCGCAGCCGAGCCGCUUGGUGGAUACCAAUCAUCUUUACCAUCGACCACGGAUCGAACAUUACCGCCGUCACGGAGUCCGGUGCCAAUUCCGUGGCCUCAACCCGCAAGCCUUCACAUGAGCCUUCCCCCAAUCCGCCUCGUUCUCAGAACACGGAUCAGCCCUCCCGAGAUCCUGCGGAGCUUGACAUCAUCCACACACUGCUCGCCAAUCCUGCGCUUGCCGAUCCAAUACGGCUCUUUCCCAGCAUGCAAAUACACUACUGGUCGAACGUUCUCAACAUCCUGCGCCGUAAGGUUGGAGCUGAGGUCAUCGUCACGGCCGUCCCUGGUACCGGCUCGAUCGAGUCCCGAGCUGAAGCUCUAGAUCAGCAACUACAGAGGAAAGCUCGGGGUCGGGGUGUGAACUUUCUCGCCCAUUCCAUGGGUGGUUUGGACUGCAGACAUCUCAUUUCGCACAUCAAGCCGACAGAAUACAUCCCUCUGUCGCUCACCAGUGUCAGCACGCCGCAUCGGGGAAGCCCUUCAUGGAUUGGUGCUCGCUUCCCUCCUCUUUGUCUCGCUUUCCUCAACGUCGUUGACUCGCCUGCCUACGCCAAUCUCACUACUUCAUUCUUGAACGAUGUGUUCAACCCUCAGACACCUGACGACACCGCGCGUCAAGUACUUCAACUGGGAAAUCCGUGGCGCGCGAGGAUUAGAACUGAAUGUCGAGAUCCCUGCCUUCGAAGGGCUCGGUUUAUCGAUUGGGGCCGGUUUGCGAGUGCUUGGAAGAAGGAGGAGAAAGCCCAAGCGGCUGCUGCGACGCCUGAAGAAGUCAAGGACAGGGCGGAUAAUGCUCUGAUCAGGAAAUCGACCGAGACUCUAUCAAGCGUGGUGGACUGGCUUGUGACCAAGUUCCUGUUCCGCUGGCGUCGAAGGGCAAGACCAUGGACGAGUCUGAGGACCGAGUUGCUGCCGACGUCGCAAAGCUGCACGGAGAAGUGAAGACUGGGAAAGAGAAGAAGGAGCGCAAGGCGGAACUGGUAACUAAGACUGAUCUUGAGAGAUUUACAUUGCGUUAUCUAGGAAGAUGUACGAUGAGGGACUGUGAAGAGGUAUCUCGUUAUUACUGUAUUAUAGCCAAUGUAAAGAUAAUGUUGUCUUAUACUUACGCAUUAUUAUUCUUGAGGUCAAGUCUCAUCUACUGACUUGAAAAAGAUCAAGUUUUGCACUUAACGGAUCUGUCCCGUGAUUGCGAUCUACUCUUGCUUGUUUCCUCAUACGAACAUGUCCACCUCCGUCAAAGUUGAAUUCAGCGGCGGACUUGAGCUCUUGUUCUCGAACCAGCGCUCGCACAGCCUGAUCGUGCCUUCCCAUGUUUCCAAGACAUACGGCGAAGAAUCUGGAGAGACCAAACCCGUCGACAUCUCUUCUUGAUCUUCCAUCUGCGAGACACCCUCCUUAAAGAACGCGUAGAGCUCUUCGUUGAGAAUGACACAGUACGGCCAGGAAUUCUGGUAUUGGUGAACGAUACAGAUUGGGAGUUAGAGGGAGAGGGCGAUUAUGCGCUCAAAGAUGGCGAUGAGAUCGUUUUCAUCUCGACGUUACAUGGAGGUUGAUGAGGAACUUGGACGACUACUCAAAACAUGUCUUUUUUGGAGAGCCCUCAGACUGGCUGUGGGGUCUGCCUACGCUACAUUUGGAUCUAUAGAGCCCUGCUCUUUGUUAUCGCCAGCUACGUCUGUCUACCCACUUCAAAUAUACGUGGAUCCAAGGGCGUUGACGUUGCCUCCUCCGUCCAAAAGGCCUCAAGAAUCGUCAGGAUGUUGUCUACGAGACGGGACGUCAACUACACUCACUUGUUUGGAGUCCGCUUAUGGGACGCUGCACCAAUUUUUUCAGCUUACUCUCACAGGACAGAAACAGCACGCACCCCGAAUGCGAACCAGUUGUACCGCUCGAUCCAAGGUUGGGCAUCCAAAUAUGUAAGGGCGGCCGCCAAGAAGACGGACAUCUUAAGAAAGAGCUGCUCAGAUAGGCGAUCGGAUUGAACCGAGGACGAAUCUACCUGCGGGAUUGCCGGAGGUACACGCGAAUUCGGUGACCCAGACCGCCUUAUUCGGGAUCUGGGCAUGGACGCUCGCCAGAUAAUUGAUGAAAAUGUAGACGGGCGUACCAGUGGACGACAACGAAGUCUAUGCUGCAUCCGGAACAUGAAGCGACGAAGUUGACGAGCCACGGAAGGCCACUGGGUCCACUCGACACGGCGGGACUUCCAAGACGAACACCCGAGUUUUUCAACGGCUGAAUGUAUGCUUUCCACAUCUGGACUGCUUCUGGCACACCGAUGUUGGACUGGCCGUAUUCGUUGGGUUCAUUGAAGCCCUAACGUUGAUGUCAACCGUGAGGCGACUGACCACAAGCAUGCGCUUACAAGUACCGUCGACGCACCCAACUGCCGGACGGUUUGAAUAAAAAUGCCGCUGUCUUGGUGACCCCAGAGCAUAGGGACGAAUUCGAGAAAUCGAGGAUAUCCUGCCGGUGGGCUCGCUGCCCAAUUGUAGAACCAGCUGCAUCGGCCACCGCUCCCUUUCGGAAGAUCGGCAUCGCUGGACUGGACGAGUGCGAUUCCGCGCUUCGGGUUACUUGCCUGGAUGCAGAGAACAAAGCAUGAGAGGGCAAGCACCAACUUUGAAGGACCCAUCGCGGCUGGAGAAUCCUUAUCUGUAGACGCCUUUUAUGGGCUGCUGUAUGGCCCUGGGUUCCGAGCAUGGCGGUCAUUGAAGCCAACAGCCAAGGUAGCCGCACAAGAGAGCAGCAUUCUAGCCUCGUUGCUAGGCGUACGUAUUCGCGCGGAGGAGGCAGAAUCGGACGAGACUACGUCGCAGACGGAAUGUUUGAAAACUUAGUCACAUCCGUCUGGGCCGUCUUACAAGCAAUCGCAUAGUCCCGAUAAGACAAGAUGAACGUAUAUCGACCAUGGAAGCACAAUUUCAAAAAGUCCGUGACAACAGCUAGCAUGUUACAUACAGAGGGGAUUGGACUGGACGUGAGUAAGACUGACGCACCAGAGCAGACUAUUCCAGCCCAAGAGCCCACGCACUCCCCUGCCUGUGCUCAAGCUCCCGGAUUUCUGCUCUUAGCCUCUGUCUUUCCUGUUGCUCAUUUCCCCCAGUCCCGUACCCCUGGGUCCGCUCCAGAGCCGUCUGCGCGCUGCGAAGCUCAGACGCAAGCCAGGCCUGACGCUCGGUAGGACUCGACCCUGGCCCAGGCUCUUGUCGGCCGCUGCCUGACAGCGGCGGGUGCGGGAAGGAUGUAUGCCACGAAUCCGAUGGGGCCAUCCUGGGAUUUGAUGCCGAUGACAGAGGAUAUGCGCCAAGCUCUAGGGCACCAGGUCCGCCAGGCAGACGCGCUGGCGUUCGCAUAGGGUUUGGGUCGGAGAAUGCAGCUGGUGCAUCGAGAGAAGAUUUGCUCGUGGAGGUCCGGCCGGUGCGAGCGGCGGGUGCGCCAACCGUGAAUGGGAGGAUGGGAGUGGGCGCGGGCUGACGUGCGCGGGCGCGGCGAACGAAAAGCCAGCGAAUGAGGAAGAGGCCGAUGAUAGCUCCGAUGAUAGCAAUGGCGACGCCGACGAUGAGACCCACAGGUGCCUUGUGUUGC
Molecule: messenger RNA, 3813 nt
Organism: Mycena citricolor
Lineage: Eukaryota; Fungi; Basidiomycota; Agaricomycetes; Agaricales; Mycenaceae
Source: the annotation of a GenBank genome assembly